GCUGCACAUGACGCAGCCUCUCGUUUCAAGGUCUUUGCUUACAAAUAAGAUCAGCAACAAACUUUUGCUACCCUUGAUCUUGUAAAUAAGAACGUAUAUCGGUGAAUACGAGCUGUUACAACAGUUCAAAGUGCCGAAUUUUAUCAAAUAGUCCCACGUCGUUCAGUGCGUUUGUGAUUCGGUUGGUAAAGUGUGAAGUUAGAAGUUCGUUGGCGUUGUGCAUUUGCUCUAAUACAUACAUCCGUACCAGGGUUAGGCGUUUGGCGGCCAUUUUCGAUAGCUGCACUUCGAUCGAUAUAGCGCUUUGCUGUGCGUCUGCCCGCAAGAACUAACAUGCCACAGGAAAUAAAGCGCGAGCGGAAAAGUACACAGUCAAUGAUGCGCCCGAAAUCAAUUCACUGGAAUGAAGCACCCUUGUCCCCGUGUCCCAUCCCGGAUAUUAGCGACGAUGAGCUGGUGUCGAUAACGGUGCGCGAUCUCAACCGUACGCUGAAGAUGCGAGGUCUCACCCGCGAGGAAAUUGUUCGCAUGAAGCAACGGCGCCGGACGCUGAAAAACCGCGGGUACGCUGCCAGCUGCCGGAUAAAGCGCAUCGAGCAGAAGGAUGAGCUGGAGACGGAAAAAUCGCAAGAGUGGCGAGACAUGGAGCUGAUGCACGAGGAAACGGGCCGGUUGCAGGAGGAGGUGGAUUCGCUGCGGAACAAGUACGAGGCGUUGCGGAAAUUUGCUCUGUCGAAAAAGAUUCCCCUUCCACCGGAACUGGAUGUGCUGUAAAAGGAGAAAAAAGCAAAACGGAACGGCCAAUGUGCCGGGAAGUUGAAUGUAAUUAAUGUAAAGUAGACUGUCUUUUCUUUUUAGCUAGCAUGCUUCUUAAACUAAGUACACUUAAAAUCUGUUUUAUAAUAAAAGAUAAUCAUUCGAAGGUAGACUAA
Anopheles stephensi (Asian malaria mosquito) is the source of this 932-nucleotide messenger RNA. RefSeq names its product transcription factor MafK (gene maf-S). The transcript is spliced from 4 exons. Gene Ontology annotation, cellular component: nucleus. Bases 334 to 774 code for a protein of 146 amino acids. The record is from RefSeq and is a predicted model, not a curated record. Gene Ontology annotation, biological process: regulation of transcription by RNA polymerase II. Lineage: Eukaryota; Metazoa; Arthropoda; Insecta; Diptera; Culicidae. Gene Ontology annotation, molecular function: DNA-binding transcription factor activity, RNA polymerase II-specific; RNA polymerase II cis-regulatory region sequence-specific DNA binding.